UGUCUAAUCAAGUGAUCUAUGUAUUUAUCUCCAAUCACAAGUGGCAAAUCGCUCUUGCUCCCGCCACGCGCCCGCAAGUGGCACUCCCGUAAUUACACACCACAAACAGUGCCUCCCUAACCCCAAAUAUCAAAAUCCCCUCUAAACCUCUAUGUUCUCUAUUUCUCUCUCACGCAGCCAUUCCCAUUUCCCACUCGCCCAAAACCUCAGCAACCAAACAAACGCCGCCGCCGUCGCCAUGGCCGCGAUCGCGCGACUGAGGACUGCCGCUCUCGGGCUCCGGCCCAACCGCGGGUUCGGAUCGGCGGCUGCGGUCCAGUGCUACUACGACGACGACGACUACGACGACGAGGAGGAGAUGGAAGAGGAGCGCGCGCCACGUGGCGCACUGGACGCGCAGGGUUGCGCGCCGGAGAACGGAGUGCAGUGGGUGAUGAUAGGGGAGCCCGGCGCCAAGAGGCACCAGUUCGCUCAGAGACUCUCGAAGCUUCUAGAAGUCCCGCACAUUUCCAUGGCCACGCUCCUCAGCCAGGACCUCAACCCUCGCUCCUCUCUCUACCAGCAGAUAUCACAUACCCUGGAUCAUGGAAAACUUGUCCCUGAGGAUAUUAUUUUUGGUCUACUAUCGAAGAGAUUGGAGGAUGGAUACUCGAGAGGCGAAACUGGGUUCAUUCUUGAUGGAUUCCCACGAACAAGGAUCCAAGCUGAGAUUCUUGAUCACAUUGCUCGUGUUGAUCUGGUGGUGAAUUUCAAAUGUUCAGAAGAGGAGUUAAGGAAAAAGAAUCUAGGAACUCGAAAAUUUAAUGCUUACCAAGAAUAUAUUCUUAUGACCAGCUCCAGGACAACAAAACAAUUGCAGGAUGAUCAUGACCAAAGUCAUGCAGACAAGUGCAAGCUCUUGGAAGAUUACUACAGGAAGCAGAAGAAACUUCUUAACUUUGAAGUAGCAGGUGGGCAUGGAGAAACCUGGAAGGGACUUCUUGCAGCACUACAUCUUCGGCAUAUUAAUGCUCUUAGGUCUUCACAGAAGUUAACUGCGUGAAGAAUGGCAACCGAUCUUCUAUGGCAUCAAUCCAUUGUCGGCAUUCUAGUAUAUUUGAAUACGAGAGGCUACAAUUUCCUAGAAAUUGUGUCGGUGUCUAAAUCGGUGAUUGUUUUUCAAAAUUUUGAGAAUGCUUAGUUUUUUCUGUAGUGCAACCGUCCAAGUUUGAAUGAAUCAAUACGUAUUGUGUGGUCCUAAAUCCUGAUAGUCAGUACGUGUUGUCUUUUUUUGUUCAAUGGCUCCUAUGUAAUCUCUUUUUCUAGUUAAUUUUUCCUGGUCCCCAGUCCCAGAAUCACUUUAUCAUGUGAUGUUGUAAAAUAUUAGAAGUUACCUAAAAUUUUCUGCCUGGUUUCUGUGACUGUCUCAAAUAUCAUAUAGUAUUUCUUUUUGUAAA
Molecule: messenger RNA, 1436 nt
Organism: Glycine soja
Lineage: Eukaryota; Viridiplantae; Streptophyta; Magnoliopsida; Fabales; Fabaceae
Product: probable adenylate kinase 7, mitochondrial
Exons: 4
Coding region: 152-1042 (296 amino acids)
Biological process (GO): nucleobase-containing compound metabolic process
Cellular component (GO): cytoplasm; mitochondrion
Molecular function (GO): AMP kinase activity; ATP binding
Source: RefSeq, a predicted model, not a curated record